GACCCACCAUCCCAUCCUCACAACAACUCUUAAGAAAAGGAUUAUCGUCAUCCUUUCUCAGAUGAGGAAAAAUCAAAGCUCAGAGAGGCUAGAUAAUGGGUCUGAGGUCACACAGCUAAGUUAUCGCAGCCUCAUAUCUGAAUGCAGAUUUGUCUGCCCCCUCCCUCCUACUGUGACCCUGAGGAGUGGUGGAUGGAGGACAGCUCAGAUGGGUUACAAACCUCCUCUGGGCUCAGCAUGGGUUCCCAGCUGCCUGAGACCUGGCCAUCUGACCCCAGAAGGAAGAAAGAACAUUUCCUCAAGGUAGAAAAGAAAAACAACUGGAAUUAAUCCAUGGGAUGAGGCAGAUAUUCUACGUGAAGCUCUGAACAAGCUCAGAAUGGACACAGCUGCAGAAGACAAAGACAUGCUUCAAAAAGAACUGCUGGAUAGAGACAGGUUUUUGGAUGAGUUUCCUAUGGUGAAAAUGGAGCUUGAGGAACGUAUAAGGGAGCUUCAUGCCCUUGCAGACAAGGUUGACAAGACACACAGGGACUGUACCAUCUCCUGCGUUGUGGCCAAUUCUGUCAGUGCCUUCUCUGGUGUCCUGACCAUCCUUGGCUUGGCUCUGGCACCUGUGACAGCAGGGGUCAGUCUGUCGCUCUCAGCAACUGGGAUGGGGCUGGGAACAGCAGCUGCUAUCACCAGUGUUUCCACCAGCAUCGUGGAGCACUCAAACAGGUUGUCAGCAAAAUCCAAAGCCAGCAAGCUUUUGUCAACUGGCCACUGUGAAGGUGUUGUGAAGGCUGUGCUUCGGAACACAGCCAACCUUGUUGACACCACAGUGAGGUGCAUCAGAAACUCGUCAAACAUCAAGAAGAGUAUGCAUGUCAUCAAGCUGGCCAAAGACAACCCUCACCUAGUAGCCGAUGCCAGGUGUCUCAUGACCACUGGGAAGAUCUCGAUCCAGAGUGGUAAGCAGGUGCAGAAAGCCUUUGGAGGCACCAUUCUGGCAAUGAGCAAAGGAGCCCGGGUUAUGGGUAUGGCCACCGCAGGUUUCUCUCUUCUGGUGGACGUGUUCAACCUUGUGCAAGAGUCAAAGCACUUGCAUGAGGGAGCGAAGGCAGAGUCAGCUGAAGAGCUGAGGGAGAAGGCUCGGGAGCUGGAGAGGAAGUUAGAGGAGCUCACCAAGAUCCAUAAGAAUCUGCAGUAGGGACUGACUCAAUGACCCCCCGAGCAGUGCUGGGAGCAGGGGUGGUUGUCACCAGUAUGGAAGCAUUUUAUUCGAGGGAAAAAGAGGUAGAGAUAAAAUACAGAACUGAGUAUUAAUGGAGUUUGACCUUUCUGUAGCAGACUAUGGCAAGGGAAGGGUUAGUGGAGAUGGAAGGUGGGUUUCAAGACAAGGCAGAAAAUGGAAUCAUGGAGGCUGGAUGUACGCCCAGAAUUGCCCUGAGAUAAUCUUUAAACCUUAAAUCAAAAAUAUCCUCUCAAGUCUUCUUAAAAAUAUCAAAUAGCUUUAACUUGUAAAGGUUGUCUGCCUCGAGCAUUGUGCUCUUUUGACAUCUAUCUAUAUGGGAUCAAAUUGCUAACAGUAACUCGAAAGAUUAGAUAGGAAGCUUGGGGGGCAGUAAGUUUAUGUGAACGCGAGAGGAACAACUCAGAA
Messenger RNA from Trichechus manatus latirostris (Florida manatee), 1642 nucleotides. RefSeq names its product apolipoprotein L3-like. Gene Ontology annotation, molecular function: lipid binding. Lineage: Eukaryota; Metazoa; Chordata; Mammalia; Sirenia; Trichechidae. Gene Ontology annotation, cellular component: extracellular region; membrane. Gene Ontology annotation, biological process: lipoprotein metabolic process; lipid transport. The coding region runs from base 380 to 1192 and encodes 270 amino acids. The transcript has 3 exons. The record is from RefSeq and is a predicted model, not a curated record.